Molecule: messenger RNA, 2227 nt
Organism: Alligator sinensis (Chinese alligator)
Lineage: Eukaryota; Metazoa; Chordata; Crocodylia; Alligatoridae
Gene: PSMC6
Product: proteasome 26S subunit, ATPase 6
Exons: 13
Coding region: 48-1169 (373 amino acids)
Biological process (GO): positive regulation of RNA polymerase II transcription preinitiation complex assembly
Cellular component (GO): cytosolic proteasome complex; proteasome regulatory particle, base subcomplex
Molecular function (GO): ATP hydrolysis activity; ATP binding; proteasome-activating activity
Source: RefSeq, a predicted model, not a curated record
CUCAGGAUGGGGAGGGGGAGGGGGGCAGUGACCUUGCCCCUGCCUGGAUGUGGAGCUUGACGGACCCCCGUGUUGCCCCCGCAGUGCGCGAGCAGCUGAAGGAGCUCACCAAGCAGUACGAGAAGUCGGAGAACGACCUCAAGGCCCUGCAGAGCGUCGGGCAGAUUGUGGGGGAGGUUCUAAAGCAGCUAACAGAAGAGAAGUUUAUUGUGAAGGCUACGAAUGGGCCACGAUAUGUGGUUGGCUGUCGUCGUCAGCUUGACAAGAGUAAGCUGAAGCCUGGGACAAGAGUUGCUCUUGACAUGACCACACUCACUAUUAUGAGAUAUUUGCCAAGAGAAGUGGAUCCAUUGGUUUACAAUAUGUCUCAUGAAGAUCCAGGGAAUGUUUCGUAUUCUGAGAUUGGUGGAUUAUCGGAACAAAUAAGGGAGCUAAGAGAGGUCAUAGAAUUGCCACUUACAAACCCAGAAUUAUUCCAGCGUGUGGGAAUUAUACCUCCAAAAGGUUGCUUGCUGUAUGGUCCGCCAGGUACAGGGAAAACACUCUUGGCAGGAGCGGUUGCUAGCCAGCUAGACUGCAAUUUCUUAAAGGUUGUGUCUAGUUCAAUUGUAGACAAGUACAUUGGUGAAAGCGCCCGACUGAUAAGAGAAAUGUUCAACUAUGCCAGAGAUCAUCAGCCAUGUAUCAUUUUCAUGGAUGAAAUAGAUGCUAUUGGUGGCCGUCGUUUUUCUGAAGGAACUUCAGCUGAUAGAGAAAUUCAGAGAACUCUGAUGGAGUUACUGAAUCAAAUGGAUGGAUUUGACACUCUACACAGAGUUAAAAUGAUCAUGGCUACAAAUAGACCAGACACGUUGGAUCCUGCAUUGCUGCGGCCAGGAAGACUAGAUAGAAAAAUCCAUAUUGAUCUACCCAAUGAACAAGCCAGAUUAGAUAUUUUGAAGAUUCAUGCAGGUCCUAUCACUAAACAUGGUGAAAUAGAUUAUGAAGCAAUUGUGAAGCUUUCAGAUGGCUUUAAUGGAGCAGAUUUAAGAAAUGUCUGUACUGAAGCAGGUAUGUUUGCAAUUCGUGCUGAUCAUGAUUUUGUAGUUCAGGAAGACUUCAUGAAGGCUGUAAGGAAAGUGGCUGACUCUAAGAAGCUGGAGUCAAAGCUGGACUACAAACCUGUUUAACUUAAUCAUACACUUCAUAAUUGACUGCAUGGGAAAUAUCAAUGUAUAAAAGGAGAGAAAUAACAUACCUCUUGGCUAUGAUCUUAUUGCAGGUUUCUGUAUAACACAGUAAGUUAGUAGUGUGUUUUCUGUACAGUUCUGAAACGUAACUUUUGUUGCAGCCCAAGUUAAGUAAGGAGAUGUUCUACUAAAAAUUACUGUGAGACUGUAUAAACAUACCUACAUAGUUUAACUUUAGCAGAUUUUAAGAAAGUCAAUGCAAUCUUGACUUAUUUUAUAUCAGUACAUUUUCCUUUCCCAGAACAAAUGAAUAAAAUUUUGUUUAAAGUAACUCUGUCCUUCCUAUGUACCUCCUCUAUACUUCUUAUCAGAAAACUCAAAUAACAGCUCUUUGGGCACAUAAAGUGCAGCUUUUCUCUGCAAGUGAUCAUGUCUGUCCCCAUAUAAGUAUGGGUUUUUUUUUAACAACCUAUGCAAAAAUUACUAGAGGUCAAUUCAUCAGAUGUAACAUACCAAGAAACAGAUCAAGAAAUGUAAUUUGCUAUUUUAUUGUGUAGCAAUUUCAUGCUGCCUGUUCGUGCAGAAUAGGAAUAGAUACUACGUUAGUCUUUCACUGCUGAAAAAUGGGGGGAAAGUACUCAUUAGAACUAAAACUUAAUUUAUCACUUAAUUAUCUACUUAAUGUUUAUAGCCUGAUUUCAGUCCACAGAACUGGUUACAAAUGUCCAUAUGUGCUCAGGGGAAAGUGCCAGAAUACCACACCAAAAAGAUAACACAUGUAGUCAAAGGCCAUUUUAAUAACAAAGAAAAUAUUACAGUCUUUCGAAAAACAUUGGACUCAGUUUCCUGUCAAUCUGAUCAAAUGUUAAUAUGCCAGAUGGAAAGGUGUGUACAGUACUCCUUCAAGGCCUGAAUACUGGUCUGUAGUGCGUUGUUGGAGUGUAACUGAGGCCAGAAUUUGGCCUAGUGCCUGUUGUCUCCACAUAAACUAGAACAUGGCUACUGCAGUGGCUAACAAGUUAUUCUUCAAACACAAUAAAAAAGUUAUGACUUGGAAA